UAAUAACAGAGCUGCACUGUAGCUAAGCACUAUAUGAGGUGUUUUUGCAUUGUUAUUACGCAUGUGAUGAUUAUAAUAUGUAAUGUAACGAUAAUCAUAAUGACAAAAUAACCACUUUGAAUAAGAAAACAAAACUGAAUAAAAAAAAUAAUAAAUACAGAUAGAUUUACUGUUUUAUUAAUUCGAACAGUGCUUUUUGUUAGACUUUAAAUGUUUAGGUUAGCGGCUGAUUGAACUAGAUAUUUCGACAGAAUAAAAAGGGUCUAUCUGAGGUGCGUCAAGAUAUCCUCAAAAUAAGAUUAUUUAGAAGUCCUACAAAAUCGUGUCGGAGUAAGUACAUCGUGGAUAGUCUGCUAGUCAAGGUAUGAUCUUCUGUCCAUAUGUUACGAAUUUAGAUUUCGAAAUAUUUUACUAAAAAGAUCUUGAUCAUUUAAAAAACUCCGGCAUUUACCACUGAAUGAGAAGUACGUAUCCUGAAAUGCUCACUUUUUAUUGUUAACAUGAUGAGAAUUUUUUUACUUACCUUUCUAAGUUAGCGCGUCGUAAAUGUGAUUACCGCACAAAAAGUAGGAGGAUACUGUAUAAUCAAAUUCCCUACAAACAUUGUGAUCACAAUCCUGUCACGUAAAUGGCAUCUAGACGAUUGCUUUUUCGAUUGCGAAUUUGUAACCUGCCUACGACGCCAAAAACAUUCAGCCUCUUACUCAAAUUGGAGUUGCAACUGAUGCUUAAAGCUACAGCAACGUACGUUUGUGGGAUCCCUGUUUCGUACCAUGUUUCGUUCUAUAGUACAUAUAUACAUGUUAUUUUUCACACUCUAAGAAUAUUCUCAGCGUUACGCCUAUAGAACUAAAUCAAUACUGUUCCAUAUAAACCUUACAACUACGAGAAAAACACUUAAUAUCAGAUUGUUUUCUACCUAUUAAUAUUCGGUCCCUCUGAUUAGUUUAAUGCCGGCAUGUACCAACAUGACAGAAGUGUGCAGCGCAUUUCAAUAAACACUCUCCUGUCUACAGAGAGGAUUGUUAUUUGCAGGGAGUAUCAUUUUUAUUACAUUAUCAUUAUAAUGUAUUACAUCACUGAUAUUAUUGCGUAUGUGUUAAUGCGAUGGCGCGUGGUGGCAGGGCAAAGUUACAGAAUUUAAAAGAAUAGCGCAUCCGGUCUCGCAUUUAUGCGUGAAACAAUGAGAGGCACCGUGACGCAGACAGUUGACAGCUGAAAUUUGCAAUUCAAUUUUCUGGUAAUUUAAUGGAAGUCAUUUUGCUUCAGCGAAAAGUUUUCGUUUCAGAGGUAGAGCGGGCACAUCACGACGAAGACUACUUGUUAUCCCUCGAUAGUGCAAUACGCCGAUCUGUAGAUUCGACACACUGCGUAGCGAUCUCCAGUAUCGGAUGUGUGCAGCUGUCGAAAUGCUGCCUCGCUCGACGGUUGCUGCCUCUUUUAUCGUUGUUGCCAUGCUGGACCUCGGCCAGGUAAUGAGCCAGUGUCCCAAGAAAGAUAUCAAGUGCAUCUACCCCGUGCUCAAAGAAUUCGAUCCUUCGGGCAUACAGUUGCUUGGUCACGCAUCCUGCCUUCGUAGAGAGUGUCCCAAUCUCGUCGAUGACGAUAAAGGCGAGUCAAAGGAUGUUGUUCUAAAACUACAUAACGAACUGCGACAGAAGAUAGCGCUCGGAGAGGAUGUUCACUUUAGACGGACAGCGAGAACCAGCCAGGGGGCCGGCAACAUGCUACAGAUGGUCUGGGAUGAUAACUUAGCUGAGAAUGCCAUGAAUUGGGCCUUUCAACUGUGCUUGGAUAGAGGUAGACCAACCGGCCGAUUAUGGAGACAUGACCAAUUAAAAUGCCGCAGCACAGACCAGUUCAUGUAUGUUGGUCAGAAUCUCUUUUGGGUGCAUGAUGACCACGGCAUUAUCAACUGGAAACAUGCCAUCGGAACAUGGUACAACCAACGUUUCAACAUGAACGACAAUUUCGUUGAGCAGCCACCGGGGCUAUACACAAACGUUUCUGAGUUCAUACAGCUUAUAUGGGCACAUUCGUUUAAGGUUGGCUGCGGCUAUUUGAAGGCUACUUUUGAUAAUCCUGUGGAUCCUGCACAUCGCUACGUUCAGUCAUUCUACAUUUGUAACUAUGGACCCCAAGGAAAUAGGCCUUGGAUCUAUAUUUAUCGGGUUGGCAAUCCAGCAUCCAACUGUCCCCAAGGAUCACUUCCAAGUAAAGAAUACAUAGGCUUAUGUAAAGUCUACGACGAGGAUGUAGUUCGACAGAAUAAUGGGAACUAUUGAAAUGAAAAGACACCGGCAGCUCAAUAAUAAAAAACCCUGUUAAACAGAUUCCUUGCUAAAAGCACAGGCAAAUUAUCCGAU
Varroa destructor (honeybee mite) is the source of this 2366-nucleotide messenger RNA. Its product is annotated as scoloptoxin SSD43-like. The record is from RefSeq and is a predicted model, not a curated record. NCBI's taxonomy places the organism in Eukaryota, Metazoa, Arthropoda, Arachnida, Mesostigmata, Varroidae.